Prionailurus viverrinus (fishing cat) is the source of this 2459-nucleotide messenger RNA. RefSeq names its product solute carrier family 37 member 2 (gene SLC37A2). The record is from RefSeq and is a predicted model, not a curated record. Gene Ontology annotation, molecular function: glucose 6-phosphate:phosphate antiporter activity. Gene Ontology annotation, biological process: phosphate ion transmembrane transport; glucose-6-phosphate transport. The coding region runs from base 372 to 1883 and encodes 503 amino acids. The transcript has 18 exons. NCBI's taxonomy places the organism in Eukaryota, Metazoa, Chordata, Mammalia, Carnivora, Felidae. Gene Ontology annotation, cellular component: endoplasmic reticulum membrane.
CGGGCGGACGGAAGGUCGCGUACUGCUGGCUAGUCUGGGCUCGCCGCUUUCGGUGCCCAGGAGGGAAGUGAGCAGAAAGUAAAAGGCCGACGGAGGAGCCCCUAGAAUCUCUGAGGGCGGUCGGUCGCUAGCCUGGAGACUGAGCGGGAGAAAAUGCAGGUGCCGGAGGAGGCUGGCCGGGCGGUUUGCUCGCCGCCCGACCCCGAGGGCCUUCAGGUGCAAGGGGGCGGGGGCUGCAGGCGUCCGGCCGCGGAGCCGGGGCGGGCCGAGCCGCGGGGCAUUUAAACCCGGCAGUCUGCCAGCGAAGGACACGCGCCCCGCGCCGUCCCCAUCUUCGGCCACCCUCUCCGCUUCGGACACCGGCCGGCGCGAUGCGGUCUGCCUUGGCCCCGGGUGUCUGGUUCCUCCGCGCCUUCUCCAGGGACAGCUGGUUCCGAGGCUUCAUCCUGCUACUCACCUUCUUCAUUUAUACCUGUUAUCACAUGUCCAGAAAGCCCAUCAGUGUUGUCAAGAGCCGUCUGCACCAGAACUGCUCGGAGCUGAUCAAGCCCAUUAAUGACAGCCACAGUCUCAAUGACACUACGUGGUGCGACUGGGCUCCCUUUGACAAGAACAACUACAAGGAGUUACUGGGGGCCGUGGACAAUGCCUUCCUUGUGGCCUAUGCCAUCGGCAUGUUUAUCAGCGGGAUUUUUGGGGAGCGGCUCCCCCUCCGUUAUUACCUUUCAGCUGGAAUGCUGCUCAGUGGCCUCUUCACCUCGCUCUUUGGCCUAGGAUAUUUCUGGAACAUCCACGUGCUCUGGUACUUUGUGCUCAUCCAGAUCUGUAAUGGGCUUGUCCAGACCACAGGCUGGCCCUCUGUGGUGACCUGCGUUGGCAACUGGUUCGGGAAGGGGAAGCGGGGGCUUAUCAUGGGCAUCUGGAACUCACACACGUCUGUGGGCAACAUCCUGGGCUCCCUGAUCGCUGGCAUCUGGGUGAAUGAGCAGUGGGGCCUGUCGUUUGUGGUGCCUGGCAUCAUCACCGCUGCUAUGGGUGUCAUCACCUUCCUCUUCCUCAUCGAAUACCCCGAAGACGUGGACUGCACGCCUCCUCAGCACCACACGAGUGAUGGGUUGGAAGAGAACCAGCACAACCCUGAGGACCUUGGGAGUGGUCUGUACACUAACAAGGAGAGCAGCCUGGAGACCCCUGCCAGAUGCUCCAAGGAGCCAAGCGCUCAGCCUGCCGCCAUCAGCUUCCUCGGGGCGCUCCGGAUCCCGGGUGUGGUCGAGUUCUCUUUGUGUCUGCUCUUUGCCAAGCUGGUCAGUUACACCUUCCUCUACUGGCUGCCCCUCUACAUCUUCAAUGUGGCUCAUUUCAAUGCCAAACAGGCUGGGGACCUGUCUACCCUCUUUGAUGUUGGUGGCAUCAUAGGUGGCAUCAUGGCAGGGCUCAUCUCUGACUACACCAAUGGCAGGGCCACCACCUGCUGCAUCAUGCUGAUCUUGGCUGCCCCCAUGAUGUUCCUGUAUAACUUCAUUGGUCAGAGUGGGAUUAUCAACUCCAUAGUAAUGCUGAUCAUCUGUGGGGCCUUGGUCAACGGCCCUUACGCACUCAUCACCACUGCAGUCUCUGCUGACCUGGGAACUCACCAGAGCCUGAAAGGCAACGCAAAGGCACUCUCCACCGUCACGGCCAUCAUCGACGGCACUGGGUCCAUAGGUGCGGCUCUGGGGCCCCUCCUGGCUGGCCUUAUUUCACCCACAGGCUGGAACAAUGUCUUCUACAUGCUCAUCUCUGCCGACAUCCUGGCCUGCUUGCUCCUCUGCCGGUUGGUGUACAAAGAGAUCCUAGCCUGGAAGUCAUCCCUGGGCAGAGACAGAGGGUAUAAAGAAAUAUGAGGCCUUGAUUGGAAGAGAGGCACGGAGGGCCCCAGCUGAUUCCCAAAGAGCUCUCCCCCUCCCGCCACCGGGGGCAAGACUAUGGAAACUGCCAGCGAUGGCUGAUGGAAGCCUCUUGACCUAACACCAGCCAGCCCACAGGGCUGCUAAGAGGCUAGGCGAUUCUCCAUGGGAAGGGACCGCCAACAUGGGGAAUGGAAGACUCAAGGGCCUGUGCUCUGGAAGCCGCAAGCAGAAAGGAUGGGGAUCAGAGCUGAGCGGUGUCUCCAGCUUGCUAAGGGGAGGAUAUGCUCAGACUCCAGCUUGUUCAGAUUCCAAGACUGAAGGCAGAGGCCUGACAUGGACCAAGGCUUGGCAAAGGUGUGUUCUCCUUCCCGUGUUCAGUUUGAACCUCCGUGACCAGCCUGUACCUGUCGGUGGAUUUCCGACCCUGUUUCGGAGCUGCCCAGCCUCACCUGGCUUCUUCAUCCACCAGCCGGUUUUCUCGUGUAUUCCCCCACGUUGGAAACUCUUCUCCCUUGCAUUUGAUCCUGUCUCUAACUCCUGACCUGAGUCGAUUAAAGUGUUACUGCUAUA